AUGAUUACAUUCACGCCUCUGUCCGGCGGUGCGAAAUCGACGCGCACGACGCCGCUCGCGUACCUGCUCCAGGUUGACGACGUUCGCAUCCUGCUCGACUGUGGCUCUCCGGAUUGGUGCCCAGAGCGCAGCCCCUCCUCCUCGGCGGUCACCACCGAGAGCUUGUCCUAUCCAUGGGAUGAAUACUGUGAUGCCCUGCGCGAAAACGCGCCUUCCGUUGACCUUGUCCUGCUGUCCCAUGCGGACCUUGCUCAUUCGGGACUGUACGCUUACGCAUACUCGCGAUGGGGUCUAAAAGCGCCCACGUACACGACACUUCCUGUGCAGGCCAUGGCUCGCGUAGCCACACUAGAAGACGUUGAGGGCGUACGAGACGAGGAAGACGUCGACCCACCGGAGCAGCAGGACGAGGAUCAGGCAGAAGGGGACGGCGACGAGAAGGCCUUCGAAGGGGAGAAAACGAAACCUGUCCAACGAAAGACGCGCAAGUAUGUUGCCACCGCGUUCGAAGUGCACGAGGCAUUCGAUUCGGUUAACACCCUGCGGUACUCCCAACCGUGUCAUCUCCAAGGCAAAUGCCAGGGCAUUACCAUCACACCUUUCAACGCCGGCCACACCCUCGGUGGUGCCAUAUGGAAAAUUCGCUCCCCCUCCGCGGGCACUAUUGUCUACGCCGUCAACCUCAAUCACAUGCGCGAGCGCCAUUUGGACGGCACCGUACUCAUCCGCCCAGGCGGUGGUGGCGUGUUUGAGCCGCUCGCGCGGCCGGACCUCCUCAUCACGGAUGCGGAGAGGACAAACGUGGUGAGCAGUCGAAGGAAAGAUAGGGAUGCGGCGUUGAUAGAUACUAUCACGGCCGCACUUGCUCGCCGGUCCUCGCUCUUCAUGCCUUGCGAUUCGUCGACGCGUCUGCUUGAGCUGCUCGUCCUCCUUGACCAACACUGGGCAUAUCAACGCUUGCGAUACCCGAUAUGUCUCCUAUCGCGAACAGGUCGCGAGAUGCUAACGUUUGUGCGAGCGAUGAUGGAGUGGCUAGGAGGCACGAUCAGCAAGGAAGACGUAGGCGUAGGUGAGGAUGGGCAAGGCGGAGGCAAGCAGGACAAGAGGCGGAGGCGGGUUAAUGAUGAUGAGGAAGGCGAAGAUGCGCUGGGUGCCCUAGCCUUGCGGUUCAGGCAUCUCGAGUUCUUCCCAAACCCUCAAGCGUUGCUCAACACUUACUCGUCCAAGGAUCCCAAGUUGAUCCUCGCCGUCCCAGCAUCGCUAUCGCACGGCCCCUCGCGGGCGCUCUUCAGCACCUUCGCCGCGGUCCCGGACAAUGUAAUCAUAUUGACACAGCGUGGCGAAGAGGGCACGCUUGGGAACGACUUGUUCAAGAAAUGGAACAACUCGCAGCGGGCGGAGCAUAAGUGGGACAAGGGCAAAAUCGGCAGCAACGUGAUGUUGGACGGCAAUAUGAUCUUGAAGAUGAACUCCAAGGUUCCGCUUCAAGGCGAUGAGCUCGAGGCGUUCCUGGCGAAGGAACGCGCCGCGAUGGAGAAGGAAGCGGCAGAGAAGACGGCAGACGACUUCGAGCAACAGCGCAUGCUCGAGGCCGACGAGGAGGACACGGAUACGGACGAGGACUCGGAUGACGAAGACGAGGUGGAGCGCUCGCUCGCCGCCGAUGUUGCGGAGGCCGAGCCGGACCCCGACGCGCCCGCUGGCGGCGCAUUCGCGGAGCCGGGUGGUCAAAGUCGGCGGAGCAAGCGCGUGCGCGGUGUGGACGAUGCCGACUGGGGGCUCGAUGCCGACGAGGGCCUCAACCGGCAGGUGCUCUCAUUCGACGUUUAUAUCAAGGGCAACGUCUCCCGCGCAGCCUCGUUCUUCAAAAGCGCGGACGGCCAGAGCCAGCAGCGUUUCCGCAUGUUCCCGUACAUCGAGAAGAAGCGGCGCGUGGACGACUACGGCGAGUUGAUUGACGUCGGAAUGUGGCUCCGGAAGGGCAAGGUGUUUGAGGAAGAAGCAGAGAGUAAUGAAUCGAAGGAGCUGAAGCGUAACCAGGCCGAGGAGGAGGCCAAGGUAAGUGCUUUCGAAGAACCGCCCUCGAAGUUCGUGUCCUCAGAAGUGGAGGUACAGCUUGCAUGCCGACUUCUGUUCGUCGACAUGGAAGGUUUGAACGACGGACGCGCUGUGAAGACCAUCGUUCCUCAAGUGAAUCCGCGUAAAAUGAUCAUUGUGCAUGCACCGACGGAGGCUACAGGGAGUUUGAUAGAGAGCUGUGGCAAUAUCCGUGCCAUGACCAAGGAGAUCUAUGCUCCUGAACUUUUGCAAAGUGUCAGCAUUGGCCAGCAGACAAAUAGCUUCUCAAUCUCCCUCAGUGAGGAUCUCAUCACCUCGAUCAAGAUGUCGUCGUUCGAAGACAACGAAGUGGGCUACGUGACCGGACGUGUUGCCAUACACGCCGGAUCCGCCGUACCCGUGCUCGAGCCUUUGGCAGGCUCUGCCGCUACGAGGAAGACUAAGACUCUUCCCGCUCGGCCAGGCGUGAUUGGCAUGCGCGCCCCCAUCGAUUUGCCCCGCUCCACGUUGAUCGGCGAGCUGAAGCUUACGACCCUUAAGUCGCGAUUGGCGUCCGUGGGGAUCCGGGCCGAGCUCGUCGGCGAGGGUGUGCUGAUUUGUGGCAAGCGCCGUAGCGCAUCAGAGCCCCUGGAGGGGACUGUGGCCGUGCGGAAGAGCACCCGAGGGCACGUAGAGCUGGAGGGCACAGCGUCGGAUGUGUAUUACAUUGUUCGCAGAGAGAUCUACAAGCUGCACGCUCUUGUUACAGCAACCUGA
Molecule: messenger RNA, 2814 nt
Organism: Punctularia strigosozonata HHB-11173 SS5
Lineage: Eukaryota; Fungi; Basidiomycota; Agaricomycetes; Corticiales; Punctulariaceae
Exons: 9
Coding region: 1-2814 (937 amino acids)
Biological process (GO): mRNA 3'-end processing by stem-loop binding and cleavage
Cellular component (GO): mRNA cleavage and polyadenylation specificity factor complex
Molecular function (GO): RNA binding
Source: RefSeq, a predicted model, not a curated record